AUGGAAGGGUACUUUGACAGCUUGAAUGAUCCCUUGAGUGAUCCGCUCACAUUGUGGUUGACGGGAGGACCUGGCGUAAGCAGCUUGGUUGGUUUAAUGCUGGAAUUAGGUCCCUGUCGCAUCAAGACCGGAGGCAAUCACACAGAGAGAAACCCUUCUUCUUGGACAAGAAACUCAUCGAUGAUAUUUGUCGACCAGCCGGUAGGAACAGGGCUUUCAUAUGUGGAUUCUCGCCUGGAUAUCCCAACAACUUCCGAAAUUGCUGCAGAAGAUAUGCAUAUCUUUCUGCAAAUCUUCAUGACGGAAGUCUUUCCUGAACGCCGACAUACCCCUUUUCACAUAGCAGGCGAGAGUUAUGCUGGGCAUUAUAUUCCUACCCUGUCACGAGAGAUACUUCGGCAGAACCAGGUUCCUGAAACGCCAGAGAUUUCACUUCGAUCGAUCCUGAUCGGGAAUGGCUAUGUUUCGCCCCUCGACACUCUCUACGGAUAUUACGAGACUCUCUGCACGACAAAGCCAGGCGUUGACGAGCCCGUUUUCAACCAGACCCGCUGCCAGAUCAUUUCAGAGAAACUACCUAGAUGUAUCAGCAUUUAUGAGGUGUGUUAUCGACAUCCAGACGAGGUUCUAUGCAAAGCCGCGGAUGCAGUUUGUGGCGUCAUAAAGGAACUGUACCACAACGAGUCACAUGCAGGGGGACGUGAUCCUUUUGAUAUCACUCGAACCUGUGAAGUGGACCACUUGUGUUUCUCGCAAACCCUCGAGAUUCAGAAAUACAUUAAUAAGCCUAGCACUUGGGCCGCUCUUGGUGUUCCGGAAGCUGUCCGAAAUUUCUCCAUUGAAUCCAAGGAAGUUGCUUCCGCGUUCGAGGCUACCACUGAUCUGUACAGCAAUGUCAUGGAUGAUAUCAAGUACACAUUGGAGCAUGGAGCGGACGUGUUGAUAUACAACGGGAACUUGGACCUUGCAUGCAACACCGCGGGUAACUUAAGGUGGGCGGAUGCUCUACGUUGGAAUGGACAGGCACCGUUCACUUCAGAAGAUCUGAAACCUUGGUACUCGAACGUAGGUGGUAGCAAAGUCAAGGCGGGGAGUUUCAAGGAAGUCUUCGCCUCAGUCCCCAACGGGGUCUCUGGCAAACAGCGCUUCGCGUUUGUCACGGUAGAUAAAUCUGGGCAUAUGGUGAGUGCAAAUUGUGAUAGCAGCUGA
Molecule: messenger RNA, 1209 nt
Organism: Aspergillus fischeri NRRL 181
Lineage: Eukaryota; Fungi; Ascomycota; Eurotiomycetes; Eurotiales; Aspergillaceae
Gene: cp7
Product: putative carboxypeptidase Y
Exons: 4
Coding region: 1-1209 (402 amino acids)
Biological process (GO): proteolysis
Cellular component (GO): fungal-type vacuole
Molecular function (GO): serine-type carboxypeptidase activity
Source: RefSeq, a predicted model, not a curated record